Messenger RNA from Leptosia nina, 3054 nucleotides. NCBI's taxonomy places the organism in Eukaryota, Metazoa, Arthropoda, Insecta, Lepidoptera, Pieridae. The record is from the annotation of a GenBank genome assembly.
AUGUGUUCGAAGUUGACAUGCGGUAUUAUAACCGCUGUUGUAGGUCUAAUAUUAGUUGUAGUGACUUGUAUUAUAAGCUUUGUUCUGGUGCCAAAUCUCGUUGAAAGUAUUAUCCUCGACGAAGUGGCUUUGGCGAACGACACAGAAGCCAUGCAGAGAUUUCAAGAGAUACCAUUUCCACUUCAUUUCAAAGUCAGAGUCUUCAACAUAACUAAUCCGGUCGAAGUUCGUGCUGGGGCAGUCCCAGAUGUCACGGAGAUGGGACCCUAUGUUUAUAAGCUUUUUAAUACGAGGGAAAUUGAAAAUUUCGACGGCGAUAUUGUGAAAUAUCGAAUUAGGAACGUUUUUGAAUUUGACGCUAACGCCUCUUACCCCUACACCGAAGAUGAUAUGGUUACAGUUGUGAAUGUCCCUUACCACGGAAUUCUCCAAAUGGCUGAAAAACUAUUCCCGUUCCUAAUGGGUGCUUUGAGCUUGGGAAUGAGUGGAGUUUUUGGGGCAAAUAAUGACCCCAUCAUGACAGUUAGAGUUGGCGACUUCUUGUUCGACGGAAUCCCCAUUUGUAAGGACGCAGGUCUUCUAGGAGGGAUCGCAUGUACCCAGAUUCGAUCAAUUGGUGCGAACGUUAAGAAUUUAGUGGAAUUAGAAGACGGUUCACUUGUAUUCACCAUUCUGAACUAUAAAAACAACACUCCCACCGAGUUGUACGAAGUACAUAGGGGAAUAGAAGAUCACACUAAGCUUGGUCUGAUCAAUUUAUUUAACGGAUCCACUUUUAUAGACAACUGGGUGCACCAAGAGAAUGACAACGGUACCUGGCCAGGGAUAUGUAAUAUGGUGAAUGGAACUGAUUCGGCCAUUUACGCCCCAUUUGUUAAUCGAGAUGAGUCGGUAUUUGCGCUGAAUUUAGAUAUUUGUCGGUCGGUGCAACUAAAGUACCAAUAUGACACGGAGUACGAUGGAAUACCAGUUGCUCGGUUCGCGGUAAACGAAUGGUUUCUGGACAAUCACGAGGGUUGCUUCUGCCUCAACGUAACGGGAGGAAUUACACAGGAGAAUGGGUGCUUAUACCCAGGCGCUAUGGAACUGUAUAGUUGUGUUGAUGAACCCAUUUGUCACUGCUCUAAAAUGCAAGGCAGUUUACUCUUGCAGUUAAGUAUACCGUUAACAUACGGGCCGGUCAUGGAUUGGUGGAGGGCGCGCGGCGGGAGGUCACUAGUAAAAAAGCGCGCACACGCUUUUGAUGCGCAAACGCAAAUUGAAAUGUUUGGAGUCGCGUUGUUGACUAGCGCGCUCUUUGCGUUAGCCGGUGCACGUAUUUACGAGCGCUGCGAGCUAGCACGCGACUUACAUCGCCUCGGUGUUCGAAAGGAUAACAUAGCGACGUGGGUGUGCAUCGCUUUCCACGAAUCGCGUUUCGAUACGGCAGCACGCAACCCCAAUAGUGGUGACCAUGGAUUGCUACAGAUCAGUGAACUAUAUUGGUGCGGACCGGGUAAGGCAUGUGGUGCCCCGUGCUCCGCGUUCAGGGAUGACGAUAUCGCAGACGACGUAGAGUGCGCCCUGCAAAUCCAUGAGGAACACACGAGACUGCAAGGCGAUGGUUUCCUAGCCUGGGUUGUUUACCCUCACUAUUGCAAACAUAAUGCGAAAAAAUAUCUUGCUGACUGCGAUGGUUCGUUUAAGGAAACUCCUUAUAAAUUAGAAGACCGCGGACGUACUUUUAAAUGGCAAAAUGCAGCUCUUAAUAAUAAUGCAGCUGUUCCACUUUAUAAGAAAUAUCCCAAUAUUGACGAUCUGAAACCUCCAAGUGUUCCCAUUAAUGUCCUUUUACGGGGAAUAUACGAUGCGAAUGUUGAAGAUCAUGUUAAACAGGUUACUGUAGACGUAAUAGAUACAAAUGUCAACAAAAAGCAUCCAUUUGAAUGGUUAAACACGAAAUUACUAAAGACAGACAUUGUUGAUUUAACACACUUUAAAAUAAAUAAUAUAGAUGAUCUUAAACCUCCCGUUGUUGGUAAUGGAAAUCCGAUCGAAUACUCAACACCUACAACAACUACAACCAUUCGUACAACAACUGUAGAUCCAGAAUUAAUAGGAAUUAAGCCGCCGAAUCCGAGAAGAAUUGAAACUAACCAAUUUCGGCGAAGAAUGAUGUCUUUCAAAAAUAACUAUGUUGAAAAUAAUGAUAAGAAAAAUGAUAUAAACGAAUCUGGAGAACCCAAUAAAACUACUACUAUAGAUAAAUCGUCAACGACUAUAUUCACUAACAUCACAAAGCCUGAAAUGAUACCUGUGUUUUCUUUUAAAAUAAGAGAGACAGGAUCGCAGGAAAAAAUAAAGAAUAUUAAGGAUGAAACUAGUUCUUCCCCUAACACUAAUUUUACAUCUGAAACACCAUAUUUAACAUCAAAGAGAUACUACGCACAAAAUAAUAUUUCAACGACUCCUUCACCCGUUAACGACUUAUUACACGAGCAAAAGUUAAAAAGCCAAGAAGAAGGCUCUACAGCAAAACCGCAAUCCUCAGGUCCACAAAAGGUUGGCAGAAAGAUGAAGUUCGAUAUUGACUCAAAUAAAUCUGACGUUAGCACAACAAAGGCACAGAUUAUGUCAACUACUGUGUCGCCUACGCGUACAACGUUUUUAAACAGAAGGAGGUUUUCAUAUACGCCGCAAUACAUGGAGUCCACGACCAACCGUUCAACCGUAACUAGGUCUUGGAAUCAACAAACGAGAUUGACUUCUCCACUUCCUAAAACUGAGGGCACUACAACGAGACCUAGAAUGUCUUCACCAACACAAAGAAACUCAUUUAGUGCCCAAACUCCAGCUACAACGGAGAAAAGUGGAAUUAAAACUUCAACGCAAUCAAUAUUCGACCUUUACUUGAAUCCAACAAAACGGCCAAAUAUAGUAUUUCAUUUUCCCGAAUUCAAGGAGAGUCCAUAUAAAAUAAGAAUCUUCGCCGGUGGGACUACCACACAUGCACCGCUAUUGACAAACUCUAGAAGCUCCGAUCUUCCCAAAAAGUCAAAUCAAACGUCAAGUUAA